Acytostelium subglobosum LB1 is the source of this 1371-nucleotide messenger RNA. RefSeq lists its product as hypothetical. The coding region runs from base 1 to 1371 and encodes 456 amino acids. The record is from RefSeq and is a predicted model, not a curated record. NCBI's taxonomy places the organism in Eukaryota, Evosea, Eumycetozoa, Acytosteliales, Acytosteliaceae. The transcript has a single exon.
AUGAGUUCAUCAACAACACCAGCAGCAACAACAUCAACAUUUGACAUUACAUCAUUGUCAGACCUGUUGCUGCUAUAUAUAGUAGAGAGAAUAGAUGUUAAUAUAGAUAGAGUAUGCUUCUUGGUCACAUGUCAUAGGAUACAUCGAAUAUGUUCAAAGCACACCGAUGAAUCACCUCUCUCACUAUCAUUCCAAGAAUACGAUCGUGUCGUAGACCUAAUGACCAACUAUGACGACUCAAACUCUGACAUGGACACUGACGACAGCAGUAGUUGUGGAUACAUUGAUAAUCUAGAUAAACGGUGUCAUCACGAAGAUGACGAUAAUGAUAACGAUUACGAUAAUGAUAAUGAUCAAUCGGGCGAUGGCGACUCGGUCAACUAUAUGAUUGAACCAAUGUACUUCACUGUGGAAUCGACAACACAACAGAUACCGCGAGGCGUCACGCACCUGACGCUCUAUCAUCAGUUCAACUUGGAUAUACCGCCAGGGUGGAUGCCCUCGAGCGUGCGCCAUCUGGUCCUCUCAAACAGCUUUGACAAACCGAUUGGCAAAGGCGUGCUGCCGCCGCGACUAGAGUAUCUGUCACUGGGCAAGAAGUUUAGCAAGACGAUCGAUGUUGGUGUACUGCCCAAGACGUGCAAGACACUGCGGAUCGCAUGCUAUCUCCAUCACUUUGACGCGGCAUCAAUCGAGCCCGUCACCACAAUGAUCAUAGCCACCAAAAACAUCAAGCCACUGCCGCGCGACUCGUCCAUCCGGCACGUAGAACUCACGGGCGACAUCUUCCGCAUUGUCGACGGGAUGGUACCGCCUACCGCCACACACCUCACACUGAGCAAUCACAUGCCCAUCGACACACACGACGUGCCGCCCAGCGUCAGCAAUCUCACUCUCGUCCGCUUUGAGCAGGGCGACACCAUCCCAGACACUGUACGCCAUCUAACCGUUUCACAGCUGACGCGCGUCCGUCAGGGCUGUCUGCCUAAUCGUCUGCUGAGUCUGACCAUCCAUCAGGAGAUCACGACGAUUGACAACAGCUCACUGCCGCCCAGUUUGAAGGAGUUGAAUCUGGUGGCCAAGUACGCACACUCGCCCGUCAUCCCAAUCGAAGCGAUCGCAUCACUCUGCACUCUCAAUCUAUAUAAUCACGGCAUCAUCGAGUCGAUAUACAUUCGCAACUUUAACAAUGGACAUUUACUGAUUGUGGACGAGCGACUGUUUGGUGGCUUCAUCGACUUGGCGCGCAUCAACCUGGACGUUGGCGAGAUGAUCUUUGACCUCUGUUGCCUUGGUCAAUACGACAGUAAGACAUCCAUACUCAAUAUCCGAGAUCCAAAAGGCAAGCGAAUAAACCUAACAACCUCCUGA